Bombyx mori (domestic silkworm) is the source of this 1488-nucleotide messenger RNA. It is a transcript of the gene RDL2, whose product is annotated as ionotropic GABA-aminobutyric acid receptor RDL2. NCBI's taxonomy places the organism in Eukaryota, Metazoa, Arthropoda, Insecta, Lepidoptera, Bombycidae. Gene Ontology annotation, biological process: chemical synaptic transmission; signal transduction; regulation of membrane potential. Gene Ontology annotation, molecular function: neurotransmitter receptor activity; extracellular ligand-gated monoatomic ion channel activity; GABA-A receptor activity. The record is from RefSeq and is marked provisional. Gene Ontology annotation, cellular component: synapse; plasma membrane; neuron projection.
AUGCAUAACACGAGCCGUACUCGCGGUGUGCAUAUUGCUGUGGUUCUCGGUCUAGCAAUCGCCUGGUUGCCACAUGCAGAUCAUGCGGCGGGAACGGGAGGAGGCGGGAUGUUUGGCGAUGUCAAUAUCUCGGCCAUUCUGGAUUCCCUGAGCGUUAGCUACGACAAGAGAGUUCGACCAAACUACGGAGGACCACCCGUGGAUGUGGGAGUUACCAUGUACGUGCUCUCCAUCAGCUCUCUGUCUGAAGUGAAAAUGGAUUUCACACUGGAUUUCUACUUUAGACAGUUCUGGACAGAUCCGAGGCUUGCUUACAAAAAACGGACCGGAGUUGAGACCCUCUCUGUCGGAUCUGAAUUUAUUAGGAACAUAUGGGUACCUGACACGUUCUUUGUGAAUGAAAAACAAUCGUAUUUCCAUAUUGCGACUACUAGUAACGAAUUUAUUCGUAUUCAUCAUUCUGGAUCUAUUACUCGAAGCAUAAGACUGACCAUUACUGCAUCUUGUCCUAUGGAUCUUCAGUACUUUCCAAUGGAUCGUCAAUUAUGCAACAUUGAAAUCGAAAGCUUUGGGUACACCAUGCGGGACAUCCGUUACAAGUGGAACGAGGGACCCAAUUCAGUGGGUGUUUCAAGCGAAGUAUCACUGCCACAAUUCAAGGUGUUGGGCCACCGUCAGCGAGCAAUGGAGAUUUCUCUCACGACAGGAAACUAUUCGCGGCUUGCCUGCGAAAUCCAAUUCGUACGCUCAAUGGGAUACUAUUUGAUCCAAAUUUACAUUCCGUCUGGGCUUAUCGUUAUAAUAUCGUGGGUAUCCUUUUGGUUAAAUCGAAACGCUACACCAGCUAGAGUUUCGUUGGGUGUAACAACUGUGCUGACGAUGACCACGCUUAUGUCUUCGACGAAUGCUGCUUUGCCGAAAAUAUCUUACGUCAAGUCUAUUGAUGUGUACCUGGGUACCUGCUUCGUGAUGGUCUUCGCAAGUUUACUAGAAUAUGCUACCGUCGGAUACAUGGCUAAACGAAUCCAGAUGCGUAAACAACGAUUCACUGCUGUGCAAAAGAUGGCUGUCGAAAAGAAGAUUCAAAUCGAUGGCCCCCCUGGGCCAUCAGAGCCCUUACCUCCACCACGUACUAGCACGCUGUCACGACCUCUACCACCUAGCCGAUCUUCGGAAGGAAGAUUUAAGGCACAUGACUCAAAAUCUUAUUCUAAGGGUAGCACCCUGGAGAAUACUAUUAAUGGAGCAAGAGCAGCCGUACCUGGACCCGCACCGCAGCCCGACGAAGAAGCAGGAGGACAACCCCAAUUGAUUCCAUCUAAGGGUAUUAACAAACUACUGGGCACAACUCCUUCGGAUAUCGACAAAUACUCUCGCAUCGUGUUCCCGGUCUGCUUCGUCUGCUUCAAUUUGAUGUACUGGAUAAUUUACUUGCAUGUCUCCGAUGUUGUUGCUGAUGACUUGGUACUCCUUGGCGAAGAGAAUUGA